Arabidopsis lyrata subsp. lyrata is the source of this 2424-nucleotide messenger RNA. Its product is annotated as probable LRR receptor-like serine/threonine-protein kinase At2g23950. The coding region runs from base 357 to 2282 and encodes 641 amino acids. Gene Ontology annotation, molecular function: ATP binding; protein binding; protein kinase activity. The transcript is spliced from 11 exons. NCBI's taxonomy places the organism in Eukaryota, Viridiplantae, Streptophyta, Magnoliopsida, Brassicales, Brassicaceae. Gene Ontology annotation, biological process: protein phosphorylation. The record is from RefSeq and is a predicted model, not a curated record.
GUAUCAUCAUCCACCAUACGGGUCCGUAUCAGCUUUCCCACCUGAUUCUCCCUCCCCACAAACCACAACACUACCUAUACACUCUCUCUCUCUCUUUCUCUUCUCUGUGUGUUUAUUAUCAUCUCCUGAAAUUCACAACAUUUCACGCUCAUAAUUCUCUUCGUGCGAGAGCCAUUGCAGAAAGAAAAGAGUUUUUAAUAGACCCAAGAAAAAGAAGAAGAAAAAGCAUUUUUCUUUCUUUCUUUGUUGCUUUGCUUUUGCUUUUCUGUUUCUCUCUUUUUUGUGGGCACAACAAAACAUGAACAAAGUAAUGAUUUUGUGUUCUUCCUUGUGGUAAACUAAACUAAAGCUUUUUCAUGGUGGUGAUGAAGUUAAUAACGAUGAAGCAAACUCCUUUUUUUCUCUUCUCUUUCUUGUUACUACUCUGUUUCUUCGUUACUUGUUCUCUCUCUUCUGAGCCCAGAAACCCUGAAGUGGAGGCGUUGAUAAACAUAAAGAACGAUUUACAUGAUCCACAUGGUGUUUUAAACAACUGGGAUGAGUUCUCUGUUGAUCCUUGUAGUUGGACUAUGAUCACUUGUUCUCCAGACAACCUCGUAACUGGCCUAGGAGCUCCAAGUCAGUCUCUUUCAGGAACUUUAUCUGGGUCUAUUGGAAAUCUCACUAAUCUUCAACAAGUUUUAUUACAGAACAAUAACAUCUCCGGCAAAAUCCCACCGGAGCUUUGUUCUCUUCCUAAAUUACAGACUUUGGAUUUAUCCAAUAACCGGUUCUCCGGUGAAAUCCCCGGUUCGGUUAACCAACUGAGUAAUCUCGAAUAUCUGAGGUUGAACAACAACUCAUUAUCUGGGCCCUUUCCUGCUUCUUUGUCUCAAAUCCCUCACCUCUCUUUCUUAGACUUGUCUUAUAACAAUCUCAGAGGUCCUGUUUCUAAAUUCCCUGCAAGGACAUUCAAUGUUGCUGGGAAUCCUUUGAUUUGUAAAAACAGCCCACCUGAGAUUUGUUCAGGAUCAAUCAAUGCAAGUCCUCUUUCUGUCUCUUUACGUUCUUCAUCAGGACGUAGAACAAAUAUAUUGGCGGUUGCACUUGGUGUAAGCCUUGGCUUUGCUGUUAGUGUAAUCCUCUCUCUCGGGUUAAUUUGGUAUCGAAGGAAACAAAGAAGGCUAACGAUGCUACGCAUAAGUGACAAGCAAGAGGAAGGGUUACUAGGAUUGGGAAAUCUAAGAAGCUUCACAUUCAGAGAACUUCAUGUAGCUACGGAUGGUUUUAGUUACAAGAGCAUUCUUGGUGCUGGUGGGUUUGGUAAUGUCUACAGAGGAAAGCUCGUGGAUGGGACUAUGGUUGCAGUGAAACGACUGAAAGAUGUGAAUGGAACCUCUGGGAAUUCGCAGUUUCGUACCGAGCUUGAGAUGAUUAGCUUAGCUGUUCAUAGGAAUUUGCUUCGGUUGAUCGGUUAUUGCGCGAGUUCUAGUGAAAGACUUCUUGUUUACCCUUACAUGUCCAAUGGCAGCGUCGCCUCUAGACUUAAAGCUAAACCGGCAUUGGACUGGAACACAAGGAAGAAGAUAGCGAUAGGAGCUGCAAGAGGUUUGUUUUAUCUACACGAGCAAUGCGAUCCCAAGAUUAUUCACCGAGAUGUCAAGGCAGCAAACAUUCUCCUAGAUGAGUAUUUUGAAGCUGUUGUUGGGGAUUUUGGACUAGCAAAGCUACUCAACCACGAGGAUUCACAUGUCACAACUGCUGUUAGAGGAACUGUUGGUCACAUUGCACCCGAGUAUCUCUCCACCGGUCAGUCAUCUGAGAAAACCGAUGUCUUCGGGUUCGGUAUACUUUUGCUAGAGCUCAUCACAGGAAUGAGAGCUCUCGAGUUUGGCAAGUCUGUUAGCCAGAAAGGAGCCAUGCUUGAAUGGGUGAGGAAGCUACACAAGGAAAUGAAAGUAGAGGAGCUUGUAGACCGGGAACUCGGGACAACCUACGAUAGGAUAGAAGUUGGAGAGAUGCUACAAGUGGCUUUACUCUGCACUCAGUUUCUUCCAGCUCACAGACCGAAAAUGUCUGAAGUGGUUCAAAUGCUUGAAGGAGAUGGAUUAGCAGAGAGAUGGGCUGCUUCACAUGAUCAUUCACAUUUCUACCAUGCCAACAUGUCUUACAGGACUAUUACCUCUACUGAUGCUAAUGGCAACAACCAAACCAAACAUCUGUUUGGUUCCUCAGGAUUGGAAGAUGAAGAUGAGAAUCAAGCCUUAGAUUCAUUCGCCAUGGAACUAUCUGGUCCAAGGUAGUAAAAUUUGGACAAAGAGAGAAAGAAAGAUAUAAUAUCCCCAUGACUUUAAAUUUUUUGAGAUGAUAUAGACAUGUAAAUGGUGGUCAAUCCUUUUAAAAAAUUGAGAUUCUGGGUCUAAUGUUUAAUAUUUUGGAUGUAUA